Molecule: messenger RNA, 734 nt
Organism: Paraphaeosphaeria sporulosa
Lineage: Eukaryota; Fungi; Ascomycota; Dothideomycetes; Pleosporales; Didymosphaeriaceae
Exons: 1
Coding region: 1-675 (224 amino acids)
Source: RefSeq, a predicted model, not a curated record
AUGUUCGCAUCAUCCAAAUACAAACCAUUUCGAAGCGGAAGCAACGCAAGCUCAACAUCACCACUCCAGAGUCUCACCAUGCGAUUCUGGCGCCGCCCCGCGACCCGGGCCUCUGUCCCAUCCGCAGCUUCGGUCCACGAUCCUCCACCGCCCUACACCGAGUCUUGUCCGCCACGCUCUACCAGCCCCGAGGCUGAAAGCCCACCGCCCUACACGGUGUCUUCUCCUCUAUUUUCUAACGGCUCCGAAGCCGAAACUCCGCCAGCCUACCCCCUUGAGGUGUUUCAUCAGCAGGUUCCGAUCUUGUUCUCUCAUGAAUUCCUUGGCGACGCUAACUCUGACUACGAAACUGAAUGCGACCACGAGACUGAAACUGAACCAGACAUAGGCGGCGACCCGUUAGAGCGAUACUCAGCAAGCCCCGUUCUAAACUACCUUGAUGAACAUGGUGUGGUGCGGCAUGUGCACGGGACGUUUUCGCUUGGAUUAAGGGAAUCUUACGAUGUUGACGUUGAGCCUGGCGAUGAUGCAGUACCCCCAUAUCAGAGGGCUGAAGGAGGAUGGAGGAUCGAGAGUAUUGCAAGGGCUGUGAUUGUGACAUUCCUGGUCGCAGUGCUGUUAGGGAUGGGGGUCUCGACAGGGCGGGUGUUUCUUAGGAUGGGGCCUCGCCCUUAGCCACCGGUAUGGCACAUGGAGAGAUGGUGGAGAAGAGUUUAAAUGCGGUGCGGUCAACG